This is a messenger RNA of Eubalaena glacialis (North Atlantic right whale), 2046 nucleotides long. RefSeq names its product DEAD-box helicase 43 (gene DDX43). The record is from RefSeq and is a predicted model, not a curated record. The transcript is spliced from 17 exons. Lineage: Eukaryota; Metazoa; Chordata; Mammalia; Artiodactyla; Balaenidae. Bases 1 to 1920 code for a protein of 639 amino acids. Gene Ontology annotation, molecular function: ATP binding; RNA helicase activity; RNA binding.
AUGUCUCGGCCGGAAGCCGGCGCCUGGGUCGUUGCUUCUCGGAGGAGCGCGGCGCUGCGUCGGGCUCCGGAAAGGAGGCCGGAGAAGGAGCCGAGCCAAGGCGGUCGCGGAGGCCAGAAGGCCGGCGGAGGUGGCGGGUGGAGGGGCCCUUCCGGCGUCCAGCAGCCCGUGGGCGCUGGUUUCUGGGAGCCGCCGCUCUCCUUCAAGCUGAAGAACGACUGGGUGGGCGCGGUGAUCGGGCGUGGUGGGUCAAAAAUAAAAGAGAUCCAGAGCUCAACAUACACCAAAAUACAGAUAAUAAAAGGGUACCCUGAAGCGGAAGUAAGAAUUUUUGGCACCAAGGCAAUGCAGAGCAAAGCGAAAACAGUGAUAGAUAAUCUUGUUCAAAAACAAGAAGACUACAAAACAGAAUCCAAAGUUGAUGUUGCUGUUGUCCAACCUUCAGAUGGAAAAGAUGCAAGGAAAGAUGUUUCAGGAAAUCAGAAAUUGGUUGAUUGGGAUAAGUUCCGAGAACAUAUUUUGAAAUGGAACAAAAAAAAGUGGGCAGGUUUACCUCCAAUUAAGAAAAACUUUUACGUGGAGUCAGAAACAACAAGUUCAAUGUCACAAGACCAAGCAGACAAUUGGAGGAGGGAAAAUUAUAACAUAAUGUGUGAUGACUUGAAAGGUGGUGAGAAACGUCCUCUUCCCAACCCUGUUGGUAAUUUUGAGGAUGCAUUUCACUGUUAUCCUGAAGUUAUGAGAAACCUUCAAAAGGCAGGUUUUCAAAGGCCAACACCAAUUCAGUCACAGGCAUGGCCAAUCAUUCUACAAGGAGUAGAUCUUAUAGGAGUAGCUCAGACUGGAACGGGGAAGACAUUGUCCUACUUAAUGCCUGGAUUUAUUCAUAUUGACUCACAACCUCUAGCCAGGAAUGGGCCGGGCAUGUUAGUCCUCACCCCGACUCGAGAGCUAGCUCUGCAAGUGGAAGCUGAGUGCCGUAAAUAUUCAUAUAAAGGUCUUAAAAGCGUUUGUGUAUAUGGUGGUGGCGAUAGAGAUGGACAAAUAAAAGACUUAGCGAAAGGUGUCGAUAUCAUUAUUGCCACUCCCGGAAGACUCCACGAUCUACAAAUGAAUAACUUUGUGUACCUGAAGAGCGUAACCUACCUGGUAUUAGAUGAAGCUGACAAGAUGCUGGAUAUGGGAUUUGAACCCCAGAUAAUGAAGAUUUUAUUAGAUGUACGCCCAGACAGGCAGACAGUUAUGACAAGUGCAACGUGGCCAUGUGCUGUCCGUAGACUCGCACAAUCUUAUUUGAAAGAGCCCAUGAUUGUGUAUGUUGGUACUUUGGAUCUAGCUGCUGUAAGUACCGUGAAGCAAAAUAUAAUUGUCACCACAGAAGACGAGAAACGAUCGCAUAUCCAAACUUUCAUCGAGAGCAUGUCUCCCAAAGACAAAGUCAUAAUAUUUGUUAGCCGGAAAGCUGUGGCUGAUCAUUUAUCAAGUGACCUGUGUAUCCGGCAUAUAUCAGUAGAGUCUCUGCAUGGCAACAGAGAACAGAGUGAUCGAGAGAGAGCAUUAAAAAACUUUAAAACAGGGAAAGUGCGAAUACUGAUUGCUACCGAUUUAGCAUCUCGUGGUCUUGAUGUCCAUGAUGUCACACACGUCUAUAAUUACGAUUUUCCCCGGAACAUUGAAGAAUAUGUGCACAGAGUAGGGCGCACCGGGAGAGCAGGGAGGACCGGGGUAUCUGUUACCCUUAUCACUAGAAAUGAUUGGAAGAUUGCUGGUGAAUUAAUUAAUAUUCUGGAAAGAGCAAAUCAGAGUGUCCCAGAGGAUCUUGUGGUGAUGGCUGAGAGAUAUAAAGCAAAUAAACUGAAAAAAGAAAUGGAAAAUAAAUGGGAAAGACCCCAAGGAAAACCCAAGAAGUUUUAUUGUUAACGUCUAUGUUGAAAAGUGGUACCAACCUACUUAAAAGAGAAUUCAAGAUUUUUUUUGAGAUAUAUUUAUUUAAGAUACUGUGGAAGUAUUGGAAGCAUGCUGGCAGUAUGAAGAGAUGACUGAUUC